AAAUCAUAUGCUUACUUGUAAGUUUAACCAUCAGUUUUAUAAUUGAAGGAAAAUAUAUGUAUAUUAAAAAACAAAAUUGGAGGAAUAAAUAAAUACAAUCAGCCUCAGCAGGAAAACUCCACUACUAUAUAAACGCGUCAUCGGCUUAGCCAAAUUUCACGCCCUAAAAAUCAGAGAUUCCAAUAACUUCUCUCUCUCUGUUAAUACGAUUCUGAUUCUAUUUUUUCUCAACCAAUGGGCCACGAAACAAAGGCGCCGACGGAGACCACCACCACCCUCGUGUUCUCGUACGGAACUCUGAAGAGAGGAUUCUCGAACCACGUCCUGAUGCAAGAUCUGAUCCGAUCCGGCGACGCUUCUUUCAAAGGAGUCUACCAAACCUUAGAGAAGUACCCCCUCGUCUGCGGACCAUACCGAGUCCCUUUCCUCCUCAACAAGCCUGGAUCGGGUCAACGCGUCACGGGAGAGCUUUACUCGGUCUCUCCCCGCGGCCUCUCGCGUCUCGACGAGCUCGAAGGGAUCAGCCGGGGCCAUUACGUCAGACAACCGAUCCGUCUCGCCGCGAAGGAAGAAGGAGGAGAUCUUGAAACAGAGCGUGCGUUAUCGUCGUGCUUGGUGGAGGCGUAUUACGCGCACAAGAGCUACGAGGAGGAGCUCUGGGAGAGGAAUAGGAGGAGAUCGUUCGGCGCGUACACGGAGAAGGAAGCGCGUGGGUAUGUGAAGAGGAACGAUAGGCCGCAGCAUCUUAGCUUCUUGGAUCAUAUCCGUAUUUUCGUUUCUUCUCCAUGUGACUGAUUUUAAUUUUCCCUCUCUCUCUCGGGAAAAAAAUGGAAAAAGAAAAAAAACACUAGUUACUAUUACAUGUUGUAAGGGUCCCAUCGGUCCUUCGUAUCCGUACUACGGUUGUCCUUGGAUUAGGUUCUGUGAUUUCUGUUCGGAUGUAAAACAAUAUAAGUCUUCUGUCUUAAUAAGCUUUUGGUCGCUCUUGCUA
Molecule: messenger RNA, 991 nt
Organism: Brassica napus (rape)
Lineage: Eukaryota; Viridiplantae; Streptophyta; Magnoliopsida; Brassicales; Brassicaceae
Product: putative gamma-glutamylcyclotransferase At3g02910
Exons: 1
Coding region: 235-795 (186 amino acids)
Molecular function (GO): gamma-glutamylaminecyclotransferase activity
Source: RefSeq, a predicted model, not a curated record